This is a messenger RNA of Parnassius apollo (apollo), 1269 nucleotides long. The record is from the annotation of a GenBank genome assembly. NCBI's taxonomy places the organism in Eukaryota, Metazoa, Arthropoda, Insecta, Lepidoptera, Papilionidae.
AUGGCUGUUUGUAGUUUGCGAACUGUCUUGCUAAUCGUGUGUAUACUUGAAUUGAUAAUUACUUUACAACGACAAGUUUUUGAUUUCUUGGGUUACAUGUGGCUCCCUAUUAUCGCAAACUUUGUUAACAUAUUAUUAAUAAUAUUUGGAUCCUUUGGAGCAGUGCAGUACAUAACAAGAUAUUUAUUAGCUUAUGCAAUAUGGAGUUUUAUGUGGCUGUCAUGGAAUAUUUUUCUAAUUUGUUACUACCUCAAUUUAGGGGGACUUAAUAGGGAAAGUGGUUUAUUGUCGCUGGGAACUGGAAGUGUUAGCUGGUGGGAAGGCAAUGGUUGGGGAUGUCAACCUGUCUGGGGCGAAGUGGAUGGGCCUGGUACUUGGCGGCCAGCUCAUGUAGAUGGUUGUUUUCUUCAAUGGCACCAUGUUGAGCUUACACAAUCUGCUAUAGCUGCAAUUCUUACUGCCACAGCCUUGCCACUCACUAUACUUCUUGCUUAUCGUUCUUUUAAAAAACUCAAAUCCAUGUCAGACAAAAGUUCCUUACCUAGGCGUCCUGCGUAUACAAUAGAACUAAGUCCAACAGAAACUAACCUAAGUGAAAGCUCCUCGAAACCUAUGACGCCAAGAAGAGUUAAACGUCGUUCUGGAUCGAGAGGUACAGGGUCUUCAGUGCGAAGAUCACGUCGUUCGUAUAGAAACGCUGGAUACUUGUCCUCUAACGCUUCACUCCCACGAGACGCAAGACCUUCCCGUCCUACAUCGGCACAUUCGUCAUAUUCAAACUUUCAUGCUGCUCGUCCAGCGUCCUACCAUCCAACACAACAAAAUACAUUAUCCCGCUCACAGGAUGUCUACGAUCCUCCACCACCAACUGAGUCCGUACCUAUUAUGACUAACCGAUUUAACACAAUAAGAAAAAGUGCAAGAAGUUCGAACAAUAUUAGUCAUGACGUCGUCGGCCCUUACAACGAACCUAGAACAUACGAGCCUCAACGAAAUUAUGAAUCGAAUGUGCCGCCGUAUGAUAAUAUCGGACGUGGGUACGAAGUAGCUGUACCAAGUUAUGACUCCAGAAUAGAUCCUGUUUCCCCAUGUUCAGAGGUUCUAUCAUAUGGCGUUGAUGAUUAUAGUGCGAUGGGAUACCCUGGUGGAGAAAGUGGUUGGGAAGCGCCUCCCCCUCCGGCGCCCCCGUACAGCGCCCGAGCAACACCGCAAGCCCCCGGCCCACCUGCUUACCAACAAACGAACGACACGUAUAAUAUGUUGCCCUAG